Molecule: messenger RNA, 1889 nt
Organism: Patiria miniata (bat star)
Lineage: Eukaryota; Metazoa; Echinodermata; Asteroidea; Valvatida; Asterinidae
Gene: nudcd3
Product: nudC domain-containing protein 3-like
Exons: 8
Coding region: 37-1056 (339 amino acids)
Biological process (GO): protein folding
Cellular component (GO): cytoplasm
Source: RefSeq, a predicted model, not a curated record
UUCUUCCGGCUCUUGGAAUCAUGGGUAAAAUUCAAGAUGGCUGCGCCCAUGGUCGGGAAGUUCGAUGGAAACCUUUGCGAUAUCUUGCAGAAUGUUCAGCAGAUUGAUACGUUUUUAGAUGUUAUAUUUGAGUUUUUGUACAGAAGAACCGAUUUCUACAAAUCCAUGCGCCAUCAACACGACACCAUGGGGUUGCCCCCUGGUAUGGCAAGAAGGCUGGUCAUGCAGACAUUCAUGAAAUAUGAGAAAAUAGGACAAGGUCCUCAGCUUUCUGAUCUUCAAAUUCAAGAACCAGGUGUGCCAGAACCAAUGAACACUGUGGAGAUAACAGAAAUGACGGAAACCGCAGACAGUACUACAGAAAAGGCAAAGAAGGCUGAAACAGAGACAAGAGAAGAAACGCCUGCUGACACCAAGAUGAAGGAAACACAGGCUGAACGUAAAACCAGUGAAAGCAACACAGAUGUGACCAAGCCAAAGACAGGGGACAGACAUAUCAUCACCGAGUCGGACACCUACAACGGGGCACUGCGAGAUAACUACGCCUGGUCCCAGACUCUGGGCGACGUAGACCUGAAGGUGUUUGUGCCGGAGACGUUACGGAAGGCCAAGGACCUCACUGUGGACAUCAGAGAGGAUCACGUCAAGGUGGCAGUCAAAGGGCAACACACAGGUGCCUCAGAGCCCCAGGUCUUACUGGACGGCAAACUGACCAUGAAGGUGCGCUGUGAUCAGUCAAUGUGGAGUCUGCAUCCAGGCCACUAUGUCCAGCUCAGCCUAGAAAAACAGAAGGAGACAUGGUGGCGUGCGAUAGUGGAAGGCGAGCCGCCGAUCGAUAAUAAGAGUAUCGACAACGUGCAGAACGUGAGCGAGAUGGACGAGGAGGCUCAGCAGGAUUACCGGCGAGUCAUGUUUGAUAUGGAGCAGAAGAGACUAGGCAAACCAACCAGUAAAGAAAUGGAGACUCACGAUAUUCUGAGGAAGGCCUGGGAUGCAGAAGGCUCACCGUUCAAAGGCACAGAAUUCGACCCGUCCACAGUAAACAUCAGCACGUGAUAUGCUCCCUGAAUAUUGGUCCUUGUGUAUUCAUGUACAUACAUUACUGCUUCUGAAAUCUGUGGCAUAACAGUGUAAAUUCAGCUCCAUUCUGUCAGAUGAGGUAACAUUGUCCAGUCGUACUCUUAUUACUACAUGUAGAACAAGCAGUUUUUACUAGUUUGCAAGAUACUAAAAAAAUCCAUGAGUAUGGGCUCCGUGCGUAAACAAGAGAGGGCGCUGUUUUACCACUUUUGUUAGCCUCGUGAGCAGGACACACCAUGUGCCCAUACUGGUUUGCGUGCUCAUACUGGUUUGCGCACGUAUAGCACGAAGUACGCACAACUUGUUUUAUUAUGAAUAUGCACUAAGUUAUUGCGUCUUCGCGUGAGCGUCAGGCGUUAUCUCCCGAUGGCCUCCCCCACCUCUCCCUUUCUUACCGUUGAGGGGGUACUUUAUGCACGGAGCCCACACAGACAGAACAGACACAAACAAGUACAUCAUACUGCCAAAGAUAGUAUUCUGUAUACUUAAAUAGUAAUUUAUUACAUUGUCAGUUUACAACUAAUAUUUGUUUACUUCAAAAGUAAAAAAAAAAAUUUGCUGUUAAUUCUUGUGAAAAUCGAAUACAAAAAAAAAUUAGCACUUGGAUGCACCAUCCAAACCCAAGCUUACACCCACAGAAUUAACUAGGCAUGACUGAAAGAUUAGUCUUCUUGAUUCUUACAUUUGCAGUAAUUUUGGGUGAACAUCUUAUGUACUGUGCUCUUUUAAAUAAUGUUACAUAUGCGUGGCCCCUGCUCUCAAUAAAAUAAGAUUUUGUUUUCUGCUAACAAAUUUACAAUUUGUAUGUU